AUGAGCCCGGAGUCGAUCCAGCCCAUCUGGGCUGAGGUUCAGUCGUCGCUGGAGGCCUUCCAAUCCAGUGGAACGGAGUCCGCCCGGAUUGACGCCCUCGAGAAGGCAUCGAAGCUGACACGAGCGCUGGAGAAGCCCCGCGAUGCGAUUUUGAAGCUGGCCUAUACGCCGAACGCCUUGAUGGCCGUGAAAGUGGCCCAUGACAUGCAGGUCUUCCCUGUGUUGGCGACAGCGACGUCGCCCGUCUCCGUUGGCGAGCUCGCAGCCCUGAAGCCUGCGGAUCCUCUUUUGGUCGAGCGAAUGAUGCGCCUCUGCGUGGCAUUCGGCUUUGCGGACGAGCCCUCGCCGUGUGAAUACCUUCCGACCGCCGUGACCAAGGAGAUGGUCAACCGGACCUCUAUCGGGGUGGUGGAAUCGCUUUUCCUCGAAUUCCUCCCGGCCGUCCAGAAGACCCCCGAAUACCUCGCGAGCACUGGCUACCAAAACCCCGAAGACCCGCUCUUCGCCCCUUUGCAAUACACCAACGACAUGACGGAGGAUGGGUUUGCGUGGCUGUGCCAGCACCCGGAUGCCCUGGCGCGCUUCAACAACUUCAUGGAAGGCCAACGCGCCGAUCGCCCCCACUGGGCCGACUGGUUCCCCGUGGCGGAUCGCGUGCUGGCUCAGGCCGACCCGGACCCGGAGCGAGCCCUGAUCGUGGACAUCGGGGCUGGCCGUGGCCAUGACCUGCUGGGAUUCCAGUCGCGGUUCCCCGAUUCGCCGGGGAAGCUGAUCCUGGAGGACCUGCCGCUGGUGAUCGACGAGGUACAGGGGGCGCGGGAUCUGGAUGCCGCGGGCAUUGUGCCGGUCAAAUAUAACUUCUUCACGGAGCGGCAGCCGGUGAAAGGGUCCCGGGUGUACUACUUCAAGAACGUGAUGCACGACUGGUCCGACGACAAGGCACGGAUCAUCCUCAACCACGUCAUCGAGGCCAUGGAGCCGGGCUACUCGAAGCUGAUCAUGGAGGAAUAUAUCGUGCCCGACCGGAACGCGACGGCGAUCCACGGCAUGACGGACCUGGCCGUGAUGGUCUUCUGCUCGGGCCUGGAGCGCACGACGCAGCAGUGGACGCGCCUGUUGAACUCGGUGGGCCUGCGCGUGAACAAGUUCUGGACGCGCGAGGGCGAUGGGCUGGGCGUGAUUGAGGCCGAACUGGCGGAGGAAGUCGCUAGGUUAUGA
This is a messenger RNA of Aspergillus heteromorphus CBS 117.55, 1218 nucleotides long. RefSeq names its product S-adenosyl-L-methionine-dependent methyltransferase. The record is from RefSeq and is a predicted model, not a curated record. The transcript has 5 exons. Gene Ontology annotation, molecular function: O-methyltransferase activity. The coding region runs from base 1 to 1218 and encodes 405 amino acids. NCBI's taxonomy places the organism in Eukaryota, Fungi, Ascomycota, Eurotiomycetes, Eurotiales, Aspergillaceae.